GAUGAGGAAACAACAGAUGAUACUGAUAAUCGUGGAACUCAACAGUAUCAAACAUUAAAUGAACAACAGAAAGAAAUUGUAGAUUACGUAUUAAAUUUAUGUAAUAUAAUUAAUAGUAAUGUAGCAAAUUGUAUUUAUAUAGAUGGCCCUGGUGGAUCUGGUAAAACAUUUAUUUAUACAACGUUAUGGUAUUUAUUAAAAAUUAGAAAAAAAAAUAUAUGUACAAUGGCUUACACAGGAAUCGCUGCAACAUUACUUCCAAAUGGAAAAACUUUACAUAAAGCUUUUGGAUUGCCUGUACCUCUUUUUGCCGAUUCAUCAUCGAACAUUAAAUAUACUUCAAAACAAGGGGAAUAUCUCAAAAACAUUGAUGUUUUUAUAUGGGAUGAAGCACCAAUGGCACCAAGAUAUGCUUUAGAAGUAAUAGAUAGAACUUUACGUGAUAUGAUGAAUAAUGAAGUACCAUUCGGAGGAAAGAUAAUGAUUUUAGGAGGUGAUUUUAGACAAUUAUUACCUGUAAAAAAAAAUUCAAUUCGAUCAGAAAUAAUAACUUUAUCGAUCAAGUAUAGCCAUCUUUGGACACAUUUUCAUCAAUUUACAUUGACUCAAAAUAUGCGUACAUUACCUUCAGAAAUAGAAUUCACUAAAUUUUUAUUAGAUGUUGGUAAUGGUACUUUAAAUGAUACUAAUGAUAACUUAAUUUUACCAGAUCAAUGUCAUGUAUUUAAAAUUGAAGGAAUGAUUCAGAAUGUAUUUGAAAGGUUAAUAAUUCAACGUGAAUUUAAAUUAAUUUAA
This is a messenger RNA of Chelonus insularis, 795 nucleotides long. RefSeq names its product ATP-dependent DNA helicase pif1-like. The coding region runs from base 226 to 795 and encodes 189 amino acids. The transcript has a single exon. Gene Ontology annotation, molecular function: DNA helicase activity. NCBI's taxonomy places the organism in Eukaryota, Metazoa, Arthropoda, Insecta, Hymenoptera, Braconidae. The record is from RefSeq and is a predicted model, not a curated record. Gene Ontology annotation, biological process: DNA repair; telomere maintenance.